AUGGAUUCAACGAAGUGUAACAAGAUCAGAGAAGUUGUUAGGCUUCAACAAAUCCUCAAGAAGUGGAAGAAAGUUGCAACUGCUUCCAACAACAACAGCUCCAGCAGCAAAGGCAUCAAGUUUUUAAAACGAACCCUUUCAUUCACAGACACCAAUGACAUCGUUCCAAAAGGGUUCCUCGCAGUUUGUGUAGGGAAAGAGCUCAAGAGAUUCAUUAUUCCCACGGAUUACUUGAGACACCAAGCAUUUGAGAUGUUGCUCCAAGAAGCAGAAGAGGAAUUUGGUUUCCAGCAAGAGGGUGUGCUCAAAAUCCCAUGCCAAGUAUCAGUCUUUGAGAAAAUAUUGAAGGCCGUGGAAGACAACAAAGAACCCUUGCACGAGUUUGAUUGUGAAGUUACUUCCCCUCAUCAUGCUCAAACGUGUACAUAGAUAUAUAUACAUAUUAAUUUCUUGAUUCUCAUUAAUCUUAACAGAA
Molecule: messenger RNA, 475 nt
Organism: Glycine soja
Lineage: Eukaryota; Viridiplantae; Streptophyta; Magnoliopsida; Fabales; Fabaceae
Product: auxin-responsive protein SAUR71-like
Exons: 1
Coding region: 1-429 (142 amino acids)
Biological process (GO): response to auxin
Source: RefSeq, a predicted model, not a curated record